AGAAAGAGUCUUCUCGAGAGACACUUCAACGAUAUUAGAUCCGAUGACGAUUUUGAGGACAACGAAAGUGACAACGGCAGCAACGAGGACGACAAUGGCAGUAACGAGGGCAAUAACGAUAACGAUGGUGAUGACGAGAUUGUCGACGAGAGUGGUGUCUCCGGUGGUGCCAUCGAUCCCAAUCGGGCCUUCUCGCACCGAGUCUGCUUCAGAGAAGUCCUUCAUGACGGCCAUUG
Molecule: messenger RNA, 236 nt
Organism: Perkinsus marinus ATCC 50983
Lineage: Eukaryota; Perkinsozoa; Perkinsida; Perkinsidae
Exons: 1
Source: RefSeq, a predicted model, not a curated record